AUGGCACGCUUCACUUCUACCUUUGCCUUGGCUUUGGCAGCCUUUGCCGGCGUAGCUACUGCGCAUAACAAUAAUGGCGGUCGUGCUACCAUUCGUGUUCGACCAACGCAAUGCAUUCAGCAAGCUCUCAGGACAGCUCCUGCCGGCUCAAAAGUAAUAGUCGAUGAAGGGACAUACUAUGAGCAACUAGAGAUUACAACGGAUGGUAUCGAACUUGUCGCACGUAACUCAAAUGUCAAGCUCAUUGCUCCUCAAACCUAUAAAUCAAAUUUCUGCUCCGGUCUUGCCGGCCCCAAUACCGAGGCCGGAAUCUGCAUCCAUGGCUCUGGUGUCGACUUGGCGGCAUACCAAACGGGUCAAGAGCACCGAGAAUUCAACGGAGUUCAGAGACGCGUCAAAGGAGUCUCCGUCACGGGAUUUGAAAUCAAGAACUUCAGCGGCUUGAAUAUCGCCAUUGUGGCAGGCGAAGAUACCCAAAUCUCGAGGAACAAACUGGUGAACGGACAGAAAUACGGGUCGCUUUCCGUCGGCUCGAUCAACACAAAGGCGUCACGCAACAUAGUCUCCUCGACUGAUCCCAAGCUGCUCUUCAUCGGCAUGUGUGUGGACGAUACGCGAAACCCCAGAGUUUCUGACAACAACGUCUCGGGAUACAGCACGGGACUCUGUGUUCAAACUAACGGUGCUCAGAUCCGCAACAAUGAUGUAUCUGGAUGCUGUAGCGCCAUAUUUGUCGACCCUGCAAUCGUUGGAGCUGAGGUCCGGGGCAAUCACAUUGGAAAGAAUGAUCCUCGGUGCUUCGACCCCAAGCUCGGCGGUCCUACACCUGGUGCAGCCUUUGGCAUCUUCGUGUUCGGCGCCAAUGACACGAUUAUACGAGACAAUUUCGUCACUGGGCAGACGAAGCAGGGUGCUGCCCACCCAGAUGAAGUCUUUGCCACGGGUAUUGUGGUCACUGAUUUCGUGUUCCAAACAUUUCCCCGUAUACCUGCGAGCGGAAACACCAUCAAGCGCAAUACGGUCACUGGCAACGAGUUCGACAUCUUUGUUGAUGCUACUGGUCCAGGCAACGUUGCCAAGAAUAAUGUGUGUAAUGGUGCUGUCCCAGCCGAUGCUUGCACUCCACCAUAA
This is a messenger RNA of Cadophora gregata, 1131 nucleotides long. RefSeq lists its product as uncharacterized. NCBI's taxonomy places the organism in Eukaryota, Fungi, Ascomycota, Leotiomycetes, Helotiales, Ploettnerulaceae. Bases 1 to 1131 code for a protein of 376 amino acids. The record is from RefSeq and is a predicted model, not a curated record. The transcript has 3 exons.